AUGGGCGACUCCUCAUCAUCAGCAUCUUACAUCAGAAUGGUUCACCAUAUGAUAGAGAAGUGCAUCUGCUUCAACCUGAACAAGGAAGAGUGCAUGGACGCGCUGCAAAAGCAUGCCAACGUCAACCCUGUCGUCACUGCCACUGUGUGGAAGGAGCUGGAGAAGGAGAACAAGGAGUUCUUCGAGACAUACAAGAAGGACCGCGAGGAACGCAACAUCAUCGAGGCGGAGACCAUGGAGCGGAUCCAGAAGAUGCUCUCCGAGGCGGCGGCCUCCAAGAGCUCCGACGACGACGAAGGCUAG
Messenger RNA from Miscanthus lutarioriparius, 303 nucleotides. The record is from the annotation of a GenBank genome assembly. Lineage: Eukaryota; Viridiplantae; Streptophyta; Magnoliopsida; Poales; Poaceae.